UUCAAACCAGCGGCGCGGUAGCGUGUGUGGUGGUACAGAUGGAGGUUAGCAAAGAAGAUAUAUGCCAGUUGGCAUACGAAGGUCAUGUGGACAAAGUUAAGGAGCUCAUAUUGAAAAAUAACAAAUAUGUCACCAAACAAGAUGAGUCAGCCCGGCUGGCCAUCCACUGGGCGGUCAGCGGCGGACACAUGGACAUUGUGGAGCUGCUGCUGGAGCACGGAUCGCCGCUCGACCCCGCCGACGACUCGGGGUGGACGCCGCUGCUGAUCGGCGCGUCGGCCGGCCGCGCGCCCAUCGUGCGCCUGCUGGUGGCCCGCGGCGCCAACGUUAACCACGUGACCCACACCGGCCAGUCAGCGCUCAUGUACGCCGCGUCCAAGAACCACCGCGAGAUCCUGGAGCUGCUCUUGCGCAGCCACUCGGACCUGAACUCGGCCGACAAGUACGGCAGCACGGCGCUCCACCGGGCGGCCUCGCGUGGCAACCUCCAGUGCGUCCAGCUGAUGCUGCAGUACAGCAACCAGCUGGACAUCAACGCCGCCGACCGCGUCGGCAACACGGCCCUCCACCUGGCCUGCGAGGACCAGCAGGCGGAGGUGGCGCGGCUGUUGGUGCAGUCGGGCGCCCGUGUCGACCUCCAGAACGCCGCCGAGCGCACGCCGCUGCAGAUGGCGCCACCGGGCCUGGCGCGCGACCUCCGCCAGCUGGCGCCCGUGUAGCCGCCCUGCGCGCCUGUGCGAACCGCGCCUACCGCGGGCCGCCGGCGCCCGUCUGAUCGUGAUGCGCGUCGCCAGGCGGCCGCCACUUUCUCACGCACUGUGACGCUCGAGAGUGUGCUUUCUGACGUGGGACGACGUGCCGUUGUGUGCCCAAGGCCGCCUCCGGCUCACGCCCCGCGUGGCCGCCCCGGCCGCGGGGCGCCGACAACGACCACUCCGAGCUGUGAUGGCGGCGGGCGGCGGCGACGUGGACUGCCGCGCGCCCGGCCAGAGGAGCCC
Molecule: messenger RNA, 998 nt
Organism: Pollicipes pollicipes
Lineage: Eukaryota; Metazoa; Arthropoda; Thecostraca; Pollicipedomorpha; Pollicipedidae
Product: 26S proteasome non-ATPase regulatory subunit 10
Exons: 5
Coding region: 39-719 (226 amino acids)
Molecular function (GO): protein binding
Source: RefSeq, a predicted model, not a curated record